Messenger RNA from Cylicocyclus nassatus, 420 nucleotides. Lineage: Eukaryota; Metazoa; Nematoda; Chromadorea; Rhabditida; Strongylidae. The record is from the annotation of a GenBank genome assembly.
AUGAAAACUCUUUUACUAUUUUCGCUGAUUUUCUGUGCUGUUUUGGCGGCGUAUGAUAUACGUUUUUCAAAAGAAGUAUCCCCUGGCCCCAUCCCCCCAUUUUGCCAGAAUUGCUUGGACCUGGUUGAAAAACUGAAAGUUGCCUUCAAAGAGGGUAAAGAAGUGAAGGCGCUGAAGGAGAUUGCUCACAAAUUUUGCAAAGAAAUAUUGCCACCGCAACUCAAAGUAAAAUGCCACCAUAAAGUGGAAAGACAUUGGAAGAAAGUUAUGAAAAUGCUGGAGAUAACCAUCGAUUAUGUAGCUGACCAGAAGUAUUCGAGUAAUGAAAUUUGGAAUAAUUACACCAAUAAAGAAAAUUAUGCAUUUCAGGAUGCCGUUGAUUCCAAAAAGAUGUGCCAAGCAUUCCGUCUCUGCAAUUAG